AUGGCUGGGGUGGUCGGCGUCUGGUUCGCCAAGUUCGGCCGGGAGGCGGCGCCGGCGGCAGAGGCAGAGGCCGAGGUCGUCGGCCGGCGACACCAGGGCGACGGCCUGCUCGAGGUGGAGGCCGUGAAGAAGGGCGGCGUGCAGAUCCAGGAGAGGAGGAGGAGGACCAGCGCCGUCCUCGCCAACUCCGAGGACACGAAAAACGGGGAGUUUACGGUUCUUGCAGCAUUUUGUCAAGGGCUGUUUAUUGACAGCUGGCAUGAUCCAACCUAUGUUUUCCGUUGCUGA
Triticum turgidum subsp. durum (durum wheat) is the source of this 288-nucleotide messenger RNA. Lineage: Eukaryota; Viridiplantae; Streptophyta; Magnoliopsida; Poales; Poaceae. The record is from the annotation of a GenBank genome assembly.